This is a messenger RNA of Trematosphaeria pertusa, 1290 nucleotides long. Its product is annotated as WD40 repeat-like protein. Gene Ontology annotation, biological process: autophagy of mitochondrion; protein localization to phagophore assembly site; protein lipidation. The transcript has 5 exons. Gene Ontology annotation, molecular function: protein binding; phosphatidylinositol-3-phosphate binding; phosphatidylinositol-3,5-bisphosphate binding. NCBI's taxonomy places the organism in Eukaryota, Fungi, Ascomycota, Dothideomycetes, Pleosporales, Trematosphaeriaceae. The record is from RefSeq and is a predicted model, not a curated record. Gene Ontology annotation, cellular component: fungal-type vacuole membrane; extrinsic component of membrane; phagophore assembly site membrane. Bases 1 to 1290 code for a protein of 429 amino acids.
AUGAACUUCGUUACGUUCAAUCAGGACCACAGCCACCUCGGCGUCGGCACCACCAAAGGAUACCGCAUCUACACCACCGACCCGUUUAACAAGUACUCGGAAUCGCGAGAAGGAGAUGUUUCCAGUCUAGAGAUGCUCUUCUCGACCUCGCUGGUCGCUCUCACACUGUCGCCGCGGGUUCUGCGGAUACAGAACACCAAGAGGCAUUCGACAAUAUGCGAGAUGACCUUCCGCACAGCGAUACUGGCAAUGCGACUGAAUAGGAAGCGGCUUGUAGUCGUGCUGGAAUCGGAGCUGUACAUCUACGACAUCAGCAACAUGCAGAUGCUGAAGACGGAGAAGACGUCGCCGAAUCCCAACGCAAUAUGCGCCCUGUCGGCUUCCUCCGAGAAUAACUACCUUGUCUAUCCCCUCCCUACCAAAGCCGCGCCUGCUUCCUUCCAACCGCCUUCGCACGCCCCGCCGAAAUCCGAACACAUUGCUCCUACCAGCGGCGAAGUUCUCAUAUACGAUGCGACCAAGAUGGAGGCGGUAAACGUAAUAGAGGCACACAAUUCGCCGCUGUCGUGUAUUGCGCUGAACAACGAUGGCACGCUGUUGGCGACGGCAUCCGAGAAGGGCACCAUAAUACGCGUCUUCUCCAUUCCGGAUGCGCAGAAGCUCUACCAGUUCCGGAGGGGGUCAAUACCUGCGAGGAUAUACAGCAUGUCGUUCAACUCUACCUCUACCCUGCUCUGCGUGUCGUCGGCCACGGAGACGGUCCACAUCUUCCGGCUUGGAACCCCCAAUGCAGGUCGAAGCAACAGCGUAUCCUCAUUAUCCAAUAGGCCAUCAUCGUCAUCCCGGGAGCGCAGCAGCAGUCGUGCCAGCGAGGAAACAGCGGAUGACUACGAAGACAGCAUGGCAGAGAGCUCGGCGCCAGAGCGGAAACCUUUAAACCCGACAUUUGCAAGCAUGAUUCGGCGGACAUCGCAGAACGUCGGCAAGUCUUUUGCAGCUACCGUGGGGGGCUAUCUUCCAAGCGCCGUAGCCGAGAUCUGGGAGCCCGCACGAGAUUUCGCCUGGGUCAAGAUACCCCGUUCGCCUAGCAGCUCCUCCACCGGGCCGGUGCGGACAGUAGUCGCUCUGAGCAACAAUGGGCCGCAAGUCAUGGUGGUCACAAGCGAAGGCAACUACUAUGUCUUCAAUGUGGACCUCGAGAAGGGAGGAGAGGGGACGCUGUUCAAGCAGUACUCGCUUUUGGAGCCUAACGAGCUCAACACUAGCACAUCUCAGGAUCUCCCCGACUAG